UGACGCGAGGGAGCUGGGAGGGAAACGCGUCUUUCGGUUUAUUCACCUUUCCAAGCAUUUUGAAGUUUGUUGUUGACUUGACUACGACACCACCCGCGCUAUUGACAGACUUCUUGCAACAACAUAUAACGACUUCAGGACACCAUGACAUCAUACGGCGGGUAUCAAAGAACGGGCUAUGGCGCCCAAGGCGGUGAUGAGGGCGGCGGCUUCAUGAGCGGUUCCCAGCAAGGCAGUCAGGGUCAAUCAAAGAGGAGCACAAUCGACGAGUACCUCCGCCCAGUAACUAUCAAGCAAAUCCACGACGCCAAAGCCGGCUACAACGAGUCCGAGAUCACCAUCGACGGCUUCCCCGUCAGCACAGUCACCCUUGUCGGCCAAGUGCGCUCCGUCCAACCCCAAACCACAAACAUCACAUACAAGAUCGACGACGGCACCGGCGGUACCAUCGACGUCAAGAAAUGGGUCGACCUCGAAAAGUCCGAAUCAGGUGCCGAGACCCCCUUUAGCCUUGACACCUGGGUCCGUGUUCUCGGUAGACUCUCGAGCUUCAACGGCAAGAUCCACGUUGGCGCACACCAUGUCAGAGUGAUCGACGAUUAUAACGAGGUCAGCUAUCAUUUGUUGGAGUCUACCUAUGUGCAUGUCUGCAUCUCGAGGGGUUUACCUGGUGGUCCUUGGCCACAAAAAGAGGGUGCGGCUGCUGGUGGUCAUGGUGGAGGGGACUCUGACAGCAUGUUCAUCGACAGCGGGAAUGGGUAUUCAGGUGAUGCUGCGGCGGCUAAUGCUAGGGUGGCGUCUUGCUCGAGACAGGCCAAGUCGUUGUAUCAGUUCAUGCAGAGCGAUCCAAGAUCGAUAGAAGGGAUCAAUGUCGCUGAUGUCAUGGCUGGGUCUGGGAUGGGCAAGAGGGAUGUGCUUGCAGCGGCGGAUGAAUUAUUGGGCAACGGUAUUGUCUAUACCACUGUUGAUGAUGAGACCUGGGCCAUUCUCGAGACAUAAAAUUGUUUGGUGUAGGGGGCAUGUACAGAUUGAAUGACGGGAUAUGCAUGGCGAGGGAUAUCACGGCGCCAGUUAUUUGACUGAUUGCUUUGAUUUGCCUCCUGUAGAGUACGUACAAUUCCCAUGGCAUUCUGAUUUGGGGCUACCGAAGGAUCAUUGCAGUUGUUCGGUGGAUUAUAGCUACUAUCUAGGUAGAUCUGACCUAACAGUCGUAAAGAGCGCAAAACAUCAUCUCAAACAAGAAUCCA
Molecule: messenger RNA, 1247 nt
Organism: Podospora pseudocomata
Lineage: Eukaryota; Fungi; Ascomycota; Sordariomycetes; Sordariales; Podosporaceae
Gene: ssb2
Product: Replication factor A protein 2
Exons: 3
Coding region: 145-999 (284 amino acids)
Biological process (GO): double-strand break repair via homologous recombination; nucleotide-excision repair; DNA replication
Cellular component (GO): DNA replication factor A complex; chromosome, telomeric region; site of double-strand break
Molecular function (GO): single-stranded DNA binding
Source: RefSeq, a predicted model, not a curated record